Molecule: messenger RNA, 4844 nt
Organism: Salvelinus namaycush (lake trout)
Lineage: Eukaryota; Metazoa; Chordata; Actinopteri; Salmoniformes; Salmonidae
Product: plakophilin-3-like
Exons: 17
Coding region: 176-2917 (913 amino acids)
Biological process (GO): cell-cell junction assembly; cell-cell adhesion
Cellular component (GO): cytoplasm; plasma membrane; nucleus
Molecular function (GO): cadherin binding
Source: RefSeq, a predicted model, not a curated record
AGCGGUCGUUAGAAAAGUAUCUCACAUAUGAGCGAGCAACUCAACACCGAAUACCGACUAUACUGAUGACCAAAUUAAUUAUUUCCAGAUCAGAAUUUGUUUAGACGAGAAACACACACAUUGGGCUCUCGGUUGGAAUCCUUGGAACUUUUAUAUUGCCUUCCGAGUUUCGACAAUGAGUUUCGGGGCUCAAGAUCAUGUCUUUCGGUCUGCUUUGCAGGCCAAUACCGCCGUCAGUACUUACGCGGUCCCGUCCGAGAUCCAACUCGAGGGGAAAGGGGGCAACCUGUCGGAUGAGAUGACCCGGGCCAAGCGGGUCCAGCAGCAGGUUGCUAUGCGGCUCGCCGAGAAAACCUCGACGCUUUCACGACAGAACGGCUCAGCCACACAAUAUACCUCCUCAGAACACGGCGGUUCUUCAACAAUGAAGUACCAGACCUUCAACCCAGGGUUCAGCUCUAAGUCCUACGUCUACACAGCCUCCAGACCUGUCAUGGCACCCAGGAUGUCUCACUACUCUGGUGGUUUCUCCUCCCGGUCGGCGAUGGACCUGAGUGGUGGUCAGAGGCUCAGCAUGGGGGGUGGAGGAGGAGGAGGAGGAGGGUACCAGUACCACGAUAACAUGAGCCUGAGCGGGGGCUACCAGGGGGGAGGGGGUUACCAGGUUGGAGGAGGAGGGGCCAUGAGGCAACAGAUGUCCACCGUGAACCGGGCGAUGAGCCGUGCUCCCGGCCCAGACCUAGAGACCAUGUCCCUGCGCUCCGUUAGGCUCCAGAACAUGCCCGCUCAGCCGUCCCCAGUGGCAGCCUGGGUGGAUGCGGAUGGCAGCGAUGGGGUCAGCCUCGUCUCGGACCACGAUGCCACAUUCAACCGCCAGCAGUCUGUCUACAGCACCGUCAAUGGAGGAGCCUACAGCUCUGGGACCCAGAUGAGACAGGCAGGAGGAGGAGGGUCCAUGACCUACCAAGCCCCCAUGAGGAUGGGGGGAGAGGAGAUGAUGAUGGUCCAGCAGCAGCAUUCCUUUAAAGGGCCAGCGUACCGCACCAUCAGCAGGAUCAACAACAGGAACAACAGGAUGUCCAUGGGCUCCAUGUCUGGGGCUUCCACCCUCCCCCCUGGGGGAAGUAGCUACGGCGGUGGAGGGGGAGGCUUCGUCAUGUCUGGGGCUUCCACCCUCCCCCCUGGGGGAAGUAGCUACGGCGGUGGAGGGGGAGGCUUCGUCAUGUCUGGGGCUUCCACCCUCCCCUCUGGGGGAAGUAGCUACGGCGGUGGAGGCGGCGGUGGAGGAGGAUUCAUGAUGGGCCAGAUGUCGUCUGGGUCUCAGGGGAAUCUGAUGAUGAUGCAGCAACACAGACAGACCACUCUGCCCAGGACCAUGUCUAUCAAGAGCAUGCACAGUGUUGGGAAGGGCAUGGACAUCUACGACAGGCAGAUGGACAUGACAGACAGCAUGGGCAACCUCAGCAGGAUCAAUAACCUGGACAUGGCUACGGCGGUGAGGUACCUGGCAGAGGGGGAUGCUGAGCUGCAGGUUCUGGGAGCAGCUUUUAUCCAACAUGAGUGUUACAACGACACCGAGGCCAAGAAAGAGGUGCACCACUAUAAGGGCAUCCCAGAGCUGGUGAGGCUGUUCAACAGUGAGAACCAGGAGGUGGCUCGCUACGCCACGGGCGCCACGAGGAACCUCAUCUACGAGAACAUGGACAACAAGGUGGCCCUUAUCGAGGGGGGAGGGAUCCCACAACUCAUAGAGGCUCUGAAGGUGAAUGACGACGAGCUACGCAAGAACAUCACAGGUAUUCUGUGGAACCUGUCAUCCAAAGACAACCUGAAGGAGAAACUCGCCAAGGAGACGCUCGCUGAGCUCACAGAGAGGAUCCUGAUCCCGCUCUCAGGAAGUGGAGACACUGAGGUCAUCCACCAGAGCCCCUCUGAGGUUGACAUCUUCUACAACACCACCGGAUGUCUAAGGAACCUGAGCUCAGUGAAUGAGAAGACCAGACGGCAGAUGCGGGAGACCAACGGUCUGGUGGAUUCCCUGGUAGGAUACAUCCAGGCCUCGCUAGAGGACGGCAAGGUGGAGGAAAAGGGAGUGGAGAACGCAGUGUGUGUUAUGAGGAACCUCUCCUAUCAGCUGUACAGUGAGAUCCCGCCCUCGGCCAUGCUACGUCUGGAGGGACCAACCAGAGGCCAGGACACCAGCAGGAGUGAAGCCAUUGGUUGCUUCACCCCUCAGAGCAAGAAAGUAAAAAAUAAGAUGAACCAGGACCUGGUUACAUUCACAGAGGUGGCCCGCGUGCCCAAGGGUCUGGAGUGGCUGUGGCACCCCCAGGUGGUGGGGCUGUAUAACCGCGUGCUGCAGGGCUGUGAGUUCAACUUCACCACCCGCGAGGCUGCAGCCGGGGCGCUGCAGAACAUCACAGCUGGAGACAAGAGAUGGGCGGGGGUGCUGAGUCGUGUGGCUCUCGAGCAAGAGAGGAUGCUUCCUAUGAUGUUGGACAAACUGAGGACCAAUAAUGACCUGGAGCUGAGAUCCCUCACCGGCUUCCUCAGAAACCUGUCACGCCAUGCCAAGGACAAGAAUGCCAUGGCAACCAAGACAGUGAACAACCUGGUGGACAAGCUGCCUGCUGACGGUCAGCAGAAAGAGCCGUCCAGCGACGUGGUGGUCAACAUCUGUGGAGCGUUGAACAACCUGGUGACCUGCAGCGCCGUCGCAGCCCGGGACAUCACUUUCUUUGACGGGCUGCAAAAACUGGUGGCCAUCAAGAACUCCAACGACAGCAGUCCUGGGAAGCUGAAAGCAGCCAAAGCCGCUGCCACAGUCCUCUGCAACAUGUUCCAAUACAAGAAGCUGCACAAGGACUACAAACAGAAAGGGUUCACACGACCAGACUUUGCAGACAUGACAAUCUAAAAAAAAAGGAACAGAUGCAAUGUCUCUCUCUCUCCUUCUGCCAAGCGGCUGGAAACGUAUCUGAACACUUCAGUGGUCAAAGACUGGUCUGUACAACUGAAAACAUUGCUCCUUGGGCUACUUCCUACUUACGCACACAUGGAGUUGGAUGAACUAUACUACAGUGCAAGUGACAACAAAGAUGGAACCUGUUUAGGAACGACCUUAAUGGUGGACUAUGAUGAUAACGGACACCCUUUUCCUUGUGCGCUUGAAUACCAUAUGUAUUCAAUGCUAUAUGUUGAAUUUAAUAUAUAUAUUCAAUGCUAUAUGUUGAAUUUAAUAUAUAUUCAAUGCUAUAAGUUGAAUGUAAUAUGAUAUGUAUUCAAUGCUGUAGCUUGAAUGCUGUAUGUUCUAUAUGGUGGAAUCAGGGACUUUUUUCUCAAUGCAACCAGUCACUCUGCUGUAACCAAUAAUGCUAUGACUCGUUUCUCCUGCCUUAGCAAGCGUUGGUUUGACACAAUCCCAAAGUCUUCAGGCCCCCAUUUUGUUAACCCUGGUCCCAGAUCAGUUUGUGCUGUAUAGCCUACACGUAUGGCCAUUGUCACAAAACAACACAAAACUGCUAGUAAAAGGGAUGGUAAAAGGGAUGGUUUCCUAUCAAUGGUGCUUUUACUUUUGCUGAAGGGUUGAAAUAUUGAUGUUGUUCAUUGUGUUUUGUAUUAGUUUGGUGUUAGUUAUUUCUCAGACAGAAACUAGAGUAUCACUGAGUUAUAAUGAGUUAUAAACCAGAGUAUCACUGAGUUAUAAUGAGUUAUAAACCACAGUAUCACUGAGUUAUGAACCACAGUAUCACUGAGUCAUAAUGAGUUAUAAACCAGAGUAUCACUGAGUUAUGAGUUAUAAACCAGAGUAUCACUGAGUUGUUAUGAGUUAUAAACCAGAGUAUCACUGAGUUAUGAGUUAUGAACCGCAGUAUCACUGAGUUAUGAGUUAUAAACCAGAGUAUCACUGAGUUAUGAGUUAUAAACCAGAGUAUCACUGAGUUAUGAGUUAUAAACCAGAGUAUCGCUGAGUUAUGAGUUAUAAACCACAGUAUCACUGAGUUAUGAGUUAUAAACCAGAGUAUCACUGAGUUAUAAUGAGUUAUAAACCAGAGUAUCACUGAGUUAUGAGUUAUAAACCAGAGUAUCACUGAGUUAUGAGUUAUAAACCACAGUAUCACUGAGUUAUGAGUUAUAAACCAGAGUAUCGCUGAGUUAUGAGUUAUAAACCACAGUAUCACUGAGUUAUGAGUUAUAAACCAGAGUAUCACUGAGUUAUGAGUUAUAAACCAGAGUAUCGCUGAGUUAUGAGUUAUAAACCAGAGUAUCACUGAGUUAUGAGUUAUAAACCACAGUAUCACUGAGUUAUGAGUUAUAAACCAGAGUAUCACUGAGUUAUGAGUUAUAAACCAGAGUAUCACUGAGUUAUAAACCAGAGUAUCACUGAGUUAUGAGUUAUAAACCACAGUAUCACUGAGUUAUGAGUUAUAAACCAGAGUAUCACUGAGUUAUGAGUUAUAAACCAGAGUAUCACUGAGCGUUAUAAUGAGUUAUAAACCAGUGUAUCACUGAGCGUUAUAAUGAGUUGUAAAUUAGAACUGAAUGUAUGUUUUUAUGGAUGUGUGGAAAAACUGAACUACUGACACCUGCAUGAAUGACCUACAAUUAUGACUCAGAAAGGGAAUCAUGCGAUUGCUUUUAAAGCUUUACACAGUGGCUUACACAUUUAUUUACUUCAUAGAGAAGACAGAGAACUGCUUUGUGUCCAUCAUUAGACUAUGAGACCAUUCUUAUUUCCAUUUACGAUAUGAAAAAAUAAUCAACUAUUUUUACAAUGUGCUUUUUAACUGUUAACUGCAGGUCGAAUAAAAUCUGCAUCGUUUGUAACUAAUAAAGCUGACGUC